Messenger RNA from Rodentolepis nana, 1212 nucleotides. Lineage: Eukaryota; Metazoa; Platyhelminthes; Cestoda; Cyclophyllidea; Hymenolepididae. The record is from the annotation of a GenBank genome assembly.
AUGAAUUUGCCAGGAUUGUCAGAAACGGGAACGGGAUCCUUCUUUAGCAAGUUGGAAACUCUUCGGAGUAAAAAUAAGAAAAAGUCUCGAAAGGAAGUAGAAGAUCUAACUGCUGAGGGUCGUAAGGCUAUGGAAUCAGCUCUCUGUUCUCUUGCUAUUGAAGAUCCUGAAAAUUACAUGCUAGAAGAAGGCCAGGAGCGCUCAAUUAUUGAACGGGCUUCGAUGGAAUCACCCGAAGUGAAAGAGUUAAUCGCUUCUCUCAUUUCUUGGAUUAAUGACGAGCUGGUUAAUUACCGUAUUCUUGUCAGAAAUAUUGCUGAUGACCUAUAUGAUGGCCAAAUUCUUCAAAACCUAGCUGAAAAGUUAGCAGGCAUCAAAUUGGAACAUCCGGAAGUUACCCAAUCUGAAUUCGGUCAGAUGCAGCGCUUAAAGGAGGUUGUUGCAACUAUCAAUCAGCUACUUGGAGUUCCUGAGAGUUGGGCUAAGGAACAAUGGUCGGCUGAGUUGAUUCACAACAAAGAUGUCAUCGCCGUUAUUCGGCUUGUUGUUGCAAUGGCCAAGCAUUUCAAAUCUGGGAUUCGACUUUCUGAUGGGGUUUAUCUUACCGUUAUUGUAGUCAGGAAAAUCAAUGGCAUUCUUGAGUAUAGAUACGAGAAGAAAUAUCUAACUGUGCCGACUCAACCUCUUUCAGAAUCGGAGACUACAUCUCAUCCAUUGGAUUAUAUACCCAAUAGGGAUCUCGUUCCAAAGCUCAUUACUUGUUUUGUCAAUGGAUAUCUACAGAAAAUAAAUUUUCCAGUCAAAGAUUUGAAAAAUGAUUUCUCUGACGGAGUUCGUCUUGUCUUGUUGAUGGGUCUCCUCGAGGGCUAUUUCGUUCCGCUUCACUGCUACCAUCUCAAUCCCACCACCGACGCCCAGAGAUUGGCCAAUGUGCGCCUGGCAUUCGAUUUAAUGCGGGCAGCAGAGUUGCCGGAGCCCUCGGAGAGACCGGAGGAUAUUAUGCUCGCAGCCGAUGGUGGUAAAUCCAUACUGCGUCUCCUCUACGGCCUCCUCACGCAUUACCACUAUGAGCACUUGGGCAAGGGGAAUAAUGCGCUUGCAGAUCUCCAGAGAAUUGCCCAAGACAAUGGCUCUUUGCCUCACUCCCAACAAGGCGAGUUUGGAACUGGGGCCAUGAAUCGCCAAUCGAAUGAAGAGAUCGGAGCUGCUUGA